UAAUUUUAUUUUAAAAACCAAGGAGUGAAAUUACAAAAUAGACAUUAACAUAAAGUUUGAAAAUAAAAAAAUAUAAAUUAUUUUAUUAAUUAAAAGAAAAAUAAAAUGGAAAAAUAUAUUUUUUAGAAAUUUAUGAAAUAAUUGAAAAAAUUGAAAUAAAAAAUAAUUUUUGUUUCAUGCAAUAUACCUAAAUUACAUAUAUACAUAAUAUACAUAAUAUAUUUUACAUAAAAAAAUAAAAGCAUUUUUUCUUUGAUAAAAAGAAAAUGAUGGAAGGUGGUGCUUAUGGUGGAGGAAAAGCUGGUGGAGCCUUUGAUCCUCUAGCGUUCAUUCAAAGACCUCAAGUUAUUUUACGUGCUUUAUGUUGGUUAUUUUCAAUAGUUGUUUUUGGCUGCAUAUCAUCUCAAGGUUGGCAAAUAAAGGAUAAUAAAGAAGUUUGCUUAUAUAAUGAAGACGCAAUGGCAUGUAAAUAUGGUACAACUAUUGGUGUUAUUGGUUUUUUAGCUUCAAUGGCUUUUAUUGUUGGGGAAUAUUUAUUUGAACAAAUGUCUUCUGUGAAAAGUAGGAAGCAUUAUGUAUUAGCUGAUUUAGGAUUUUCUGCUUUUUGGGCAUUUAAAUUUUUCAUAGUUUUUGUCUAUUUAUGGUCUCAAUGGAGUUCGUCAACACCACCGCCUUCCGGUUAUGGUGUAAGUAAUGUCCAAGCUGCAAUAGCAUUCUCAUUUUUCUCCAUUUUCACAUGGGCAGGAUGUGCUUUCUUUGCAUGGAAAAGAUAUAAAAUUGGCGCUGAAGCUGCAUUCGCGUCCACUUUUGAGUCGGAUCCUGGUGUAAAUCAGUAUCCAAAUUAUCCUAUGGAAAAUGAAACUGAUCAAUAUAGUCAAGCACCAUUUACAGCUCAACAACAAGUUGACCCAUCGGAUUAUCAGCCACCCACCUAUUAAAAUACCAGUAAAACCUUAAAAGCAUUAUUAAUUAAAUUGUAUUAUUAUAUUCAAUAUAUAACACUAAAGUUUAUUUAUGUAUAUGUAUAUAGUUAUAUAUUGAAAUUAAAUAUUUUAUAGAUAUUGAAGAAACACACAUAAUAUCCUAAAGGGUAUAAGUAGAGAUUGUUACAAAAAUACUAACUACCAUGAAAUAUGGAAAGAGAUAAUUUUAUUUUAAUAAUAAAUUUUUGUAGACAUAAAGUGUGAAUAAUGAAAAAAAAAUUAUGUAUAAUUUUUAAACUAUAAUAAAUGUACUAGGUAUAUGUAUUUGUUACAAUUUAUGUUAAUUGCGCUAAUUAAAAAUUGAAGUUGCUUUACGUAAAAGAUAUCGUAUUUAUAAAGUUUGGUUAAAAAAAUUAAAAUAAUAAUUUAAAUUAUAGUAUAGGAUUUUUAUUGUCAUAGUAGAUGCUUUAUAAAUAAAAUCUAGUGACGAGAAUGGAAGAAAAAAAUAUAUUUAGAGGAGUCAUCGCAUUCACUAAAUAUUUAAGUAUAUAACGAAACUAUUUUAAUCCAUUAAGCUAAAUUUUAUGAAAAUUUUUUUUUCAUUACGCGCUUUAACUAGUAUUUUUAAAUCUAUCGUAUUUCUGUUUAUGUAUAUUCAUAUUCUUUUAUUAUAGUAACUAAACAAGUUCUUUAAAGUUCGUUGAAAUGAAAUACAAAAAGACAAGAUCAUUAUUCCAUGAAAACUUUACAUGGGCAAUAUUGAUAAAAUAUAUAACUUAAUAUAAUAUAAUAUAAAUGGAAAUUCAUUAAAUAUUAGUAAAUAAUUAAAAUUAGCAAAUUCCAUUUUGUUCGAAAACAAAUUAUGAAAAGUUAUAAGAAGUAGUAUUAUCAAAUUUUAAUUUUUUUUUUAAUUAUUAAUAUUUCAUGACUAAAUCAAUUCUUAAUAUAAAAAAAAUAAUUGAGAAACAUUUGACUUUUAUAAUAAAAAGAAUUGAAUGAUAUCGCGCGUUAUAUAUAUGUCCAAAAUAGAUAAAAAAAAUCUUAAAGGAGAUAGAAAAUAUAUUUGAGGAAAAAUAUUUUCAUUUCGUUUUAUAAUUUUGCAUUAUUAACACUUAUAUGGUUAUUAGUGACAAUAGUUACAUGUAUUAUUAUUUAUUUUAUAUUAUAUAAAUUUUUUCCUCGAAUUUUUAGUCUAGCUAAUUUCUCUAUUGUUAUUGAAAUACUGAAUUUUAAUAAAUUUCUUCCGCUGAUCAAUAUAGGUAGAGAUUUUGCUACUCUAAUGAAUCAUAUAAAUAAUAUUACUAUAUUCUUAUCAUUGUAUACUUGCGGUUGUGUUAUUAUAUAAAACGUUUGUAUAUCGUUAUAUAGUUCAUAUUUAUAGAAUAUUUUCGUCACUUUUAGCAGAAAAAAAACGUAUUAUAUGCAUAUAUUACAUAAAAAAAGUGUUUUGCUUCUCUCUUUUCAAUGCAAGUCUUAUCAAUUGAUUUAAUUACUUUAUCAAUUUUUUAUUAACUGAAUUAUACAUAAUAAUUUUGUAGUUAAGUUAAAAUAACCGGCAUUUCCCAAUUUUUUUAAAUAAGAAAUAAAUUUUAAAUUAAAAAAAAUACUAGAUAUGUACCUAGUGUGAUCAAAAAAGUCAAAAAUACAAGUUUGUGUUAGAAAAACAAUAUGCUAUAUAGUAUAAAAACGUAUAAUUAUUAUAAGUCUUGUGUAAACUGAAAAGAAAUUUGCAUAACAUUUGAAAUAAAACAAAUAAUAAAUAUUUUUCGUAACAUAUAACAAAUUAAUAUUAUAGCAUAUGAAAAUUAAAAAAAAAAAUACAUAUGUACAUAUGUUUAAUGAUCCAACAUUUAACACUUAAUAAAUGUAGGAUCAUUCAAACGUAUACUAAAAUACGGUGUUUUUAAAGCUUAAAAAAUUGAAAUUACCCCUUGCUAACUAGAUAAUAAAUAAAUUUAAGAUAUAUUACAAAUAAUUUCAACUAUUAAUGUUUAUCUCAUUCCUAUUCAAUUAAAAUAAAAACGAGAACACACAAAAAAAUACUUUAAGAAAACAAGAAUUGAAAUAUGUAUUUAUCGGUAAAAUUUUUCUUUCAGUUCUUUUGCGAAAGUCAACGUACUUUUAUAAGAAAAAUUAAUGAACAUUUAAGAAAUAAAUUAUUGAUAUAUACUUAUUAUAUCAGAUAAUGGUAGAUAAUACAAAUUUCUUUAAGAAGAUCUACCCAAAAAAAUUCUGUUAAUAUUAAAUUAUUUAAGAAAUGUAAAUUAUUUGAAAAGUAAUUUCUGUUUUUAAAAUAUUGAUAAACAUUAUUAUACAUGCGUACAUAGACAAAAAUAUUUAUAUUUUUCACAAAAAAUAUAUGUAAUUCCAAUAGGUAUUAAAGAAAAAAAUAUAUUUCUUCCAUUUACAAUUUUGUUUAACUACAUAUUUUAAAGUAUAGUAUUAAACAUCUGAUAGUUAUAUUUUAAUGAAAAGCUGUUAAAAAAUUUAUUUGCUUGAAAAUUUUGCUUAUUUCCAAACAAAUUGUUUUCCUUUACUAUAUCGCUAUUAAUUUUUGGUACAUAUUACAUAUGUACAUUUGUUCUUAAAGAUAUUAUUGUUAAAUAAAACUUAAAUAGCAAUAAUACAAACGUGAACAAAUUAAA
Condylostylus longicornis is the source of this 3568-nucleotide messenger RNA. It is a transcript of the gene Syngr, whose product is annotated as synaptogyrin. Lineage: Eukaryota; Metazoa; Arthropoda; Insecta; Diptera; Dolichopodidae. The record is from RefSeq and is a predicted model, not a curated record. The transcript has 4 exons. The coding region runs from base 267 to 938 and encodes 223 amino acids. Gene Ontology annotation, cellular component: synaptic vesicle membrane; neuromuscular junction.